AUGAGAGCUCUAUCUCUUCUUUUCGCCCUCUUCUGCUAUCUGGCCCUAUCCUCUGCCACUCCGGGGAAGGAUGUCCGCAAGCGAAUUACCAGCGGAUCGCUUCAGCAAGUGACCAGCUUUGGAGACAACCCUUCUGGCACACUCAUGUACAUCUAUGUGCCUAAGAAUCUGGCCACUAAGCCUGGAAUUGUCGUUGCUGUUCAUUACUGCACUGGAACUGCACAGGCAUACUACACAGGAUCUCCGUACGCACAGCUGGCUGAGCAGUAUGGGUUCAUCGUCAUCUAUCCUCAAAGUCCCUAUAGCGGUACCUGCUGGGACGUCAGCUCCCAAUCCGCUCUGAACCAUAAUGGCGGCGGCGACAGCAAUUCGAUCGCCAACAUGGUUACCUGGACCAUCAGCCAGUACAACGCCGAUACCAGCAAGGUCUUCGUGACGGGGUCCAGUUCUGGUGCCAUGAUGACGAAUGUACUAGCCGCCACAUACCCCGAACUUUUUGCUGCCGCAACAGUCUACUCAGGCGUUCCUGCCGGCUGCUUCUACUCCUCCUCGAAUCAAGUCGACGGCUGGAACAGCAGCUGCGCCCAGGGCAACGUCGUCAGCACACCAGAGGUCUGGGGUGGCAUCGCCAAAGCAAUGUAUGCUAGGUACACCGGCUCGCGUCCCCGCAUGCAGAUCUACCACGGCAGCGCAGACACCACUCUCUACCCGCAGAAUUACUACGAAACCUGCAAGCAGUGGGCAGGGGUGUUCGGAUACAAUUAUAACUCCCCACAGUCCACCCUGAGCAACACCCCGCAGGCAAACUACCAGACCACCAACUGGGGUCCCAAUCUGCAGGGGAUCUUCGCAACGGGCGUCGGCCAUACCGUUCCUAUCCACGGAACGCAGGACAUGGAAUGGUUUGGGUUUGCCGGCUCGUCGUCCUCCACGACUACUUCCAAAACCACUGCAACGAGCACGACAACGUCUUCCGGGGGGUCGUCGACUACUACCGGCGUUGCGGCCCACUGGGGCCAAUGUGGAGGGAUCGGGUGGACGGGACCUACUGUGUGCGCGAGCGGGUAUACCUGCACAGUGGCGAAUGCGUGGUACUCCCAGUGCUUGUAG
Molecule: messenger RNA, 1110 nt
Organism: Aspergillus thermomutatus
Lineage: Eukaryota; Fungi; Ascomycota; Eurotiomycetes; Eurotiales; Aspergillaceae
Gene: axeA
Product: putative acetyl xylan esterase
Exons: 3
Coding region: 1-1110 (369 amino acids)
Biological process (GO): carbohydrate metabolic process
Cellular component (GO): extracellular region
Molecular function (GO): cellulose binding; hydrolase activity
Source: RefSeq, a predicted model, not a curated record